Molecule: messenger RNA, 2421 nt
Organism: Tachysurus fulvidraco (yellow catfish)
Lineage: Eukaryota; Metazoa; Chordata; Actinopteri; Siluriformes; Bagridae
Gene: akt3b
Product: v-akt murine thymoma viral oncogene homolog 3b
Exons: 15
Coding region: 595-2034 (479 amino acids)
Biological process (GO): protein phosphorylation
Molecular function (GO): protein serine/threonine kinase activity; ATP binding
Source: RefSeq, a predicted model, not a curated record
UCUGGCUGCCUCGCCUUACGUUGGGAUUGUGAUCCAUCUAUGUGUCUAGCUGUCUAUCUCUCGCUGUGUCUGUAGCGCUCCGUUCCCGUUCAGGGUCAUUCGGUUCAUCCGGUGCUGAGCGCGAGCGACGAUGGCGACAUCACGGGCGGCUUCCCUGCUUCCGUUUUACUCGUGACCAGCCGAGGAUUCCUAGAAAUAAAGGACGCGUUGGACUGUGGAAUAAAAACAGAGCGUUUAUAACGGAGCCCGGUACUGAAGAAGAAAAAGAAGAAGGGAGGAACCCGUGUCGGUGCGCGUGUUCUCCGUGUCUCCUAACGCCCUCCCCGUGUCUGUGUGAGAGGCUGAGUCACACACCGCCGGAGCCCCCGAAGGGUCCCGCGAGCAGGGAGAGCGAGACGCGGGGAGGGACGCAGUGAACGAGUGAGUGGACGCUGAAGCGUAGAAAACAGGAGGAGAAGAAAAAAGAGAGAGAGAGAGAAAGGAAGCACAGUGGCAGGGGUGGGACGAGCGAGCCUGAGAGAAGAGGACGAGCACUGGGCUCCCCCCUGACCCCUGAACAAACCCCCCCACCCCCACCCCGAGCUCGGAGUCAUCAUGAACGACCAGAACGUGGUGAAGGAGGGAUGGCUGCAGAAGAGAGGAGAAUAUAUAAAGAACUGGAGGCCGCGAUACUUCCUCUUGAAGACGGACGGUUCCUUCAUCGGCUACAAGGAGAAACCCCAGGACGCCGACUUGGCCUACCCUCUCAAUAACUUCUCUGUAGCCAAGUGUCAGCUGAUGAAGACGGAGAGGCCGAAGCCCAACACCUUCAUCAUCAGAUGUUUGCAGUGGACCACUGUGAUCGAGCGAACCUUUCACGUGGACACACCCGAGGAGAGGGACGAAUGGGUGGAAGCGAUCCAGAUGGUGGCAGACAAGCUGGCCAAGCAGGAGGAGGAAGGAAUCCUGUGCAGUCCCACAACCCAGAUCGAGAUCGUCAACGAGGAGGAGAUGGACACCUCCAUCAGCCACCACAAACGAAAGACAAUGAAUGACUUCGACUAUCUGAAGCUGCUGGGCAAAGGCACGUUUGGGAAGGUGAUUCUGGUGAAAGAGAAGGCCAGUGGAACUUAUUAUGCAAUGAAGAUCCUGAAGAAGGAGGUCAUUAUCGCCAAGGAUGAAGUGGCCCACACUCUGACUGAAAGCAGGGUAUUAAAAAACACUAGGCAUCCCUUUUUAACCUCUCUGAAGUACUCAUUUCAGACCAAGGAUCGUCUGUGCUUCGUGAUGGAGUACGUCAACGGCGGAGAGCUGUUUUUUCAUUUGUCGAGAGAACGUGUGUUUUCGGAAGACCGGACCCGUUUCUAUGGCUCCGAGAUCGUCUCUGCACUGGAUUAUUUGCACUCUGCUAAAAUUGUUUACCGCGAUCUUAAGCUGGAGAACCUGAUGCUGGACAAGGACGGCCACAUUAAGAUCACAGAUUUCGGCUUGUGUAAGGAGGGAAUCACUGACGCCGCCACUAUGAAGACGUUCUGUGGAACUCCGGAGUAUCUGGCACCCGAGGUGCUGGAGGAUAACGAUUACGGCCGAGCGGUGGACUGGUGGGGACUCGGUGUGGUCAUGUAUGAGAUGAUGUGUGGACGCCUUCCAUUUUAUAAUCAGGACCAUGAGAAGCUGUUUGAACUGAUUCUUAUGGAAGAAAUCAAAUUUCCCAGAACGCUCUCUGCUGAUGCCAAGUCUCUGCUCUCUGGCCUGCUCAUCAAAGACCCCAACAAAAGACUGGGAGGAGGUCCAGAUGAUGCUAAAGAGAUCAUGAGACACAGUUUCUUCUCUACGCUGGACUGGCAGGACGUUUAUGACAAAAAGCUCAUCCCCCCAUUUAUGCCCCAGGUCUCGUCUGAGACAGACACCAGAUAUUUUGACGAGGAGUUCACGGCUCAGACCAUCACCAUCACCCCUCCGGAGAAGUUUGACGAGGACGGCAUGGACUCAGCUGACAGUGAGAGAAGACCACAUUUCCCACAGUUCUCCUACUCAGCCAGUGGGCGGGAGUGAAGCUCGCUCGUUCUCCAGCGCCAGUGUUUUCAUCCGAGGCCAUUUAAGGAAAUUACGUAGCCAUGCUAGGAAAAGUCUGCACUCUUUCCCUUCCUCCUCUUCCUCCUUCUCCUGGUUUCUCUUUAAUUAUUUAAUGACUUGGGGAAGUUUUCAUUUUGGUUUUGUUUAUUUUUAUUUUUGAUGGUGGGGGAAAAAGGGUUUUUUUUUUUUUUUUUGCACAGAUGGGUUCAACUGAACCUGGUCAAAAAAGAACAAAAAAAAAGAGAAGAAAGUCUUGUAGAUUUGCAGCAUUGUGGUUGUUUACAGCAGGAAUAUUUUUGUUUGGUUUUUGUUUGUGUUAUUUUUUUAUUUUUAUUUUUUCAGUGCAUUAAAUUAUGUUCAUCAGUA